AUGAAAAUGGCGUCGCGAUGUCGUGUCGAUAUUCCGAUGUAUUCAAACGAUUGUUUACGUGCGAUGAAUGAAAUGCGAGGCAAGUCUCAACUCUGUGAUGUGGUUUUAUGUGUGGACCAGUGCGAGUUUCCCGCGCAUCGUAUCGUCCUGGCCGGUGCAAGUCGUUAUCUACAAGCUAUGUUUACCAAUGGCAUGCUAGAAAGUGGCAAAACUAAGAUAGACUUAGGUGGGAUUGAUCCACAGACAAUGGCCAGUCUUCUGGAGUUUGUCUACACAGGCUCUGUUGAACUGACAACUGCAAAUGUUCAGCAAUUAUAUGCAGGUGCUUCAAUGUUGCACCUAACAAGCCUCACUAAGUCUUGUUCAAAUUUUCUCGAAGCGCAUAUUGAUUAUACAAACUGUAUCGGUAUUCGGGCAUUUGCUGAUUUAUAUUCGUGUUCAAGUCUGGAGUGUUUUGCAUUCAAGUAUAUCUGUGAACAUUUCCUAGAAGUUGUGCAGAGUGACGAGUUCCUAGAAUUAAGUAAGGAUAGUCUUGUUGAUUUACUGAAAUGUAACUUGUUGCAAGUUUACUCAGAGGACGAGAUUUUUAACGCGGUGGAACUCUGGAUAACUCAUUGCUAUGAACAAAGGAAACUGUGUGCAUCCGACGUUUUGCAACAUGUACGGCUGCCGUUGAUCUCAUUGGAGUUUCUGGAAACAAGAGUGGUUCCUGCAAGCUUUGUUAAGAAUGAUAGUAAAUGUCAAAUGCUUCUCGCGACCGCUUUGAACGAUCAUAAAAGUAAUUUGCCGCCAUAUAUGUUCUUACCAAGAACCCAGCCACAUACCCUGUACACGGUCGGUGGGCGUAACAGUAACUCUUGUCAAUUACCGAGCUUAGAACAGUUUGACGUCGCUACGAACAAGUGGUUAACGUUAGAGCCAAUGACGUGUGCAAGAACUGCCGUUGGUGCGUGUGCUUUUAAUGGAUGCCUGUACGUGAUUGGUGGAGAGUGUGCAAACGGAACAAGCACUGCACAUGGGGACACAACUUAUAAAAAGACAGUUGAGGUUUACCAUCCACGGGAGAAGACUUGGCACACGGCUGCAGAUCUAACAAUUCCUCGUUCUUUCAUCUCGGCAGUGUCAUUUGAUGGUUAUGUGUAUGCGCUAGGUGGGGAGGAUAGGUUGUGUUCAUAUAGUUUUGUAGAGAAGUACGACCCUGUUGGAGAUUUCUGGGUGCAAGUACAGAGCAUGAAGCGACGUCGAUCUGGUGCGGGAGCUGCUGUCUGCAAUGGUGAGUGUUUAUCAGUGCAGUACACAGGCCUUAAAAUAUCUUUUACAGGGCCGUCUGACAAAAUGUCCGAUGACGUUUAGUUUGGGUCGGACAUAUGUCCGAUGACCUUCAGUUCAGUUUUAACUCGGAAAUAAGUCUGAAUGGCACAAAUGAAUAUCAGCACACUGUAUUAAUUCUGAACGGUAAAUGUUGUGAAGUUGUACUUAUUUCCAAGCCAAAAUUAACUCGCUUUCUAGAACAGCAGUUUUAAAAAAGACUACGAGCCUGUUUUCGAGUACGUUAAAAUUAAACAACAUUUCCAGUUCACCUUUUAUACAAUAGUACUCUUAUUUUCCACUUAACAUGCAAGCCUCUAGUCCUGGGAUAGGGUACAUUUUGAUCGAUUUACGUUGGACAAAGCUACAGUUUGGUCUGACACCAAUACACUCAGGUCGGACAAACAAUAAACCCCAGUUUCACUUAGGUCGGACAGAAUGUCCGGUGGUUUCCUCUCUACGUCGGACAAUUUCACGAAUGGGUCGGACAAUGUCCGUGACCGACCGAUAUUUUAAGGCCUGGCAGUACAGCAAGUGUGACAGCAUAACAGAUUGGGGUCAACUUUAAGGCCGAUUUUCACCACACAACUUUUGCCUAAAACCAUUGCAUGCAACAUCUCUCAAUUGUUAUUGAUUUACCUCCAAAUGCAAGACUACUGCAUUUAAUGAAAAGAAUGAACAUUAUUUUCUCACUCUGAUAACUGCAGGUUGACCAACAUCUGUUGCACAAUACUGCUUAGUGAAAUUAACCCACUUACAGCUUCUGUGUGGUACUAUUGUAUCUGUCCCUUUUGUAAUGUCCAACUAAUGUAGUUCCACUUCCCUACAUUCUAGGCCUUCUCUAUGUUGCCGGUGGUUACGACAGAGGUAUCCAUGCUGACCGUGCGUCCGUCGAGUGUUAUGACCCCAAGUUAGAUCAAUGGACGUUUGUCACUGAACUUGAGAAAGCAAGAUCAGGCCUUGGUCUUGUGUCUUUGAACGGAUGUAUUUAUGCAGUAGGUGGACGCAACAGAAGCACCGACUCUUAUUUCGACCUAGUGGAGCGAUACAACACCCACACACACCACUGGUCCCCGGUCGCGCCCAUGAACAGCCCGCGGGCAUGGGCGGCCAUUGUCGUAUACAAGGAAAAUAUUUUUGCUAUUGGUGGGUUUGAUGGUGCAAACCGCUUGAACACGGUUGAAAUGUAUGAUGCAGUUAAGAAUGUUUGGAUGAAUGUCGAGGGCUUGAAUGUGAGCCGCGCUGGCUGUGGAGCUGCGGUGUUGUAA
Paramuricea clavata is the source of this 2576-nucleotide messenger RNA. The record is from the annotation of a GenBank genome assembly. Lineage: Eukaryota; Metazoa; Cnidaria; Anthozoa; Malacalcyonacea; Plexauridae.